AUGUUCUCAAGACCGUGUCUUUCCACUCGCCUCUUUAACCCGACUUUUAUCACCCGAUCAAAAUCCACCAAGUCCAGCAACAUCAUUCCGAUACUGUCUACACCCAGAUUGACCUAUAAUCCCCCUCCUCGACUGGCAAUUCCCCAGAAAAAUGAUACUAGCCCUGCAGCAGGACGCACGGUUCCUGUGAUGUACAAUAUCGUAAAUGCAGCAUAUAGGCGGUUAUCUGUCAUACUCUCUCAGAAUAACCUUCGGCGAGAGGUACGAAGGACCAUGGCUUAUGAGAAACCGACCGUGAAGAGGAAGAGGAUUAAAAGUAUGCUGAAUCGGAGAAAAUUUGCUAAUGUGGUCGGGAAGAAGAUUGCUUUGGUAUUGCAGAUGAAGCACAGGGGGAUAUAA
Molecule: messenger RNA, 399 nt
Organism: Paraglomus occultum
Lineage: Eukaryota; Fungi; Glomeromycota; Glomeromycetes; Paraglomerales; Paraglomeraceae
Source: the annotation of a GenBank genome assembly